Molecule: messenger RNA, 6843 nt
Organism: Symbiodinium sp. CCMP2592
Lineage: Eukaryota; Dinophyceae; Suessiales; Symbiodiniaceae
Source: the annotation of a GenBank genome assembly
AUGGUCGUCACUGACGGAGGUAAGUCCUUGCCGGAUGCAUCGCGCCACAGUGCUUUAGACUCCUUUCUUGUAGGCAGUUUGGCCUCUUUGCUUAAAGAGCGAGGUGUUCCACAUGAAGGCGCGAAUCAACGUGCGGCUCAGGCAAUUGCCACACUUGGCUCGGGACAGGUUCAGAAGGCCAUGCUAGGUGCUAACCCUUGGAAGGAGCUCAAAGCUUUGGGAAACCUGCAUUCUCCUCCUUUCCACUUCCUUCUCCCUAGUGAGCUUCAGGCCGUAGUUGCGGCAAAGGCUCUGGCCGGUGGACAUGCUUCGGGUAACCGCCAGAUGACUAAGUCCAAAGUUCCUUCAGUUCCGGCUCGUGCGUCUCCGGUGAUGCUUGACCUUGACCAGGUUACCAUUCCUUCAGGAGUUUUCGUUGAUGGUGACACGCCUCUUACGCAGAUCCCCAUUGGUGACGUUGGCCCUACUUCAGCUGGAGUAGUAUUGGUCCGGCCGGAACAAGCUGCACCGUACUUCAAGCUUUCAAGGCCUGUCAGUCGUGCGGCAUUGGCCCUUGUGGUUGUCGGUGAACUUGACCUUGGCGAAGUGACUGUAAAGUCUGAAGUGUUGCGUUUCCGAGCCACGUCAACGAAACGAGCACUUCCAUUGCUUCUUUCCGGGACUUUGCUCCAGAUUGGCGAUCGUUGGGUUUCCAAGCAUGCCCCUAAGGUCACAAACGUCGAGGUUGUUCCAUCGGAAGUCCUUCGUAUCCCUGUGUUUCGUGACCAGUUUGAGGGUGAUUGGGACACAUUCACAAUUCGCCCACUUCGGGAGAUCAUACAGGUGGUUCCCUGCCUUCGCACUUGCUCUGUUGCAGGUUGUACUUGUGCUGCUUGGCAUGGUGCCUCCGCGCCGGGUGAGCCGGAAGCUAUUCUUGAGUGCUGGGCCAGGUCUUGGCAUUCCGUUGCGUACAAGCAAGCGCCGGCGAAGUCAGCAGUAAUCUUCAACAUCUUUGUGAGGAUACCGGCUGGGCUUCUCAAGCCUCUGCUUGCAUGCUCCGGGUUGCAUGGGGUUUUCAUUGAGCCGCGCGCUGCAGAUUCCAAGGGGGCUUCUGCUGAGUUUCGUGUUAUCUGGCUUCCGAAAGCUUCCUACAGUGAGGCUUUGCUCCUAAAACAAAGCCAUGGCGAAAUCAUUGGACUUGCUCGUGUUGGAUCGCGACUGGGAGUGCGAUGCAAUAAAGCUGAUGAAGAGGCCUUACACAAAGUCCUCAAAGGCACCCCUUUUGUCGAUCGUAGCUCAUUGUGUGAGUUCGUUGUCGGUCCUUGGCCUUUCGGGACACAGCGCCAAGCCGUUGAAAAAGCAUUGUCCUCCUUCGGAUGGGUUGCUCGCGUUACCCAGCCCCUUGCCGGCCAGCCUGGUGGUCUUUGGUGGCGCGUUCAGGCCGGUUCGCGCCCUCCUGAGCUUGUCUUGCACACGCAAUUUGGUGAAGUGCUUAUCAGUGAAGAACCUGGGCGAGCAGCCGUCCCGGCGGUGAAGCAUGCAGUGCUUGCUGCUCGCAGUGCUUUGCGUGAUCUCUGUCCGCCUACGCCCCCUUCGGUUGACCCCUUGCAGGUGCAUGAUCCUUGGGCUGCAGCGCUUCAGAAGCAAACGCCUUCACAACCCGCUUCUGUUCAAGCUGUGUCUGCACAAGUUGAAGCUAAAGUAUUGGCCAAAAUUCAGCAGGAUCGUUCCUUGUCGUCUGUACCGGCUCCUUCUGAGCAGCUGCGUGAGGAGCUUGAACAGAGUGUCCUUUCCAAGGUUGAGGCUCGUUUGACGGAACAUCGCGCUGUGGUUGAGGGUCGGCUUUCUGGAGUUGAAACUCAGGUCACAGCCCUUUCAGACAAAGUCGAUGGCCAGGAGUCGGUGCUUCGCAGCAUGUUUCAGGAGCAGAUGUCCCGCAUUGAAGAGUUGUUAGCUGCGCCCAAGCGUUCUAGGCAUGAGGGCGUUCGCCACUGGUCCGUUUUGAUUGCGUUUCUUUCGGUGCGAGUUGGGGAAGCUGCGCAUCCUGGUCCAGGGGUGAUGGACGAGUCUUUCUUCACGUUGGGUGCCAUUAACCCCACCGGGCUUAAUGGCAAACAUGGGGUCGUUUCUCAGCUUGAUUCGCCCGCAAUCUACGCUGUCAGUGAAACGCAUUUGACCAAGCCAGGGUUGGAUUCAUUCAGGAUGGGCUUGCGCCUGGCCGGUCCCUUUUCGUUUGUUCAUGGUUGUCCUGUGGCCCCUCGGCCGCGCAGCCUGGUGUCUGGUGUCUACGAGGGCGUGGGCUUUGUCACGUCGUUUCCGGCUCGUUUGGCUCCACACUCGUGGCCUGCUUUGCUGUACGAGACCUCUCGCAUUCAGGUUGCCAACUUCUUCGUGGGGUCCAUGUGGCUGUUGGGCGGGGUGGUCUAUGGGUAUGCCACCGACUCCUCUCGUACGUCAUGUCUGCUUCAGGCCCUCACUGAGAGGGUGGUUUUGGGUGCUUCCGGGCCUCGGUUCGUGGCCGGUGAUUUCAAUUUGGAGCUGGACAGAAUCGAUUUCGUUGAUAUCUGGCGUGAGCGUGGUUUUUGCGAAGUGCAAGACCUCAUGAGCUGGGCAACCGGUUGCCAACCUCGCCCUACAUGUAAGGGCAAAACCCGCAAGGACUUCCUUUUUGUUUCGGCUGAGUUGGCCGCCAUGUUUGUCCAGACCAUGGUUGAUGAGACGUUUUUCGCUGAUCAUGCUGUGCUUUCGGCGAAAUUCCGCACAUCGGUCUCCUUUGUCCCGCGCUUUCAAUGGCGCAUGCCUGUUCAUCGUCAGUCUCUUCAUCUCCAGCCCUUGCAUGUGUGCGCUGUGGGUGGCCCUGCUGGCUCGGAUAGCCCUGCAUCUGAGCGUUAUGCUGCGGUUUGCGAGCGAUUUGAAGAUGGGCUCUCGCGUGCCCUUGCUGACCGCAGCUUGCCACCUCUGUGUUCUCGUGAAAAAGGGCGUGCCCGCACUUUCGAAGUAAAGUGCAGCAAGUUGAAGAUUGCACCGGUUCCUAGCUCCCGCGUUUCUGAAGUGUCCCCUGAGUUUUUCGGGCCAAACCUUCGUUAUGCGCAGUGGUUUCGGCAGCUUCGUCGCCUUCAGGCUCUUCGCCAGGCCCUCCAUUCGGCCAGCUCGUCGCCUUCUGCGUUGGAGUAUCGUGCAGGUCUGUGGGAUUCCAUCCUUCGUGCUCCUGGUUUCGGAGUUCCUUUCGUGAUUUGGUGGCCUACUCGUGGAAUCCAGCUUCCCACCGACCCGGUCGAUAUCCCGCCGUGUAUUCCCUCACUGGAUGUUGUGACUCAAGUCUUCGCUUCUUUCGAGGCGAAUGUUCGUGCAUGGGAGAGGCAAUUGCUUUCUGCACGCCGCGGCGAGGCUGCGGCCCGUCGUGCUUCCGACCCUAGCCUCAUCUUCCGUGAUCUUCGAGCCGCCCCUGCCAAGCCGGUUGAGUCUUUGAUUGAGCCGCUUGAGGCGAAUGUUGAAGAGGUUGAUGCCGGUGACAAUGCGGUUGUGCUUGACAAGGAGGUUCCUUGGAGCCCUGACUUUCCAAUCUGUGUGAACGGUGUGUGCAUUGAUCCUGUCCAUGUUGAACCUGACAAGAUCUGGUGUCAUGAGUCCCCGCCGUGUGCCAUUGGUGAUAAGGUUGUUCAAUCUGUGUUGGUUGGAACGCUGCCCGAUCUGUUUGCCAAGUUUGGCAAGGAGUGGGCUCGACGGUGGCAGCGACACGACAAUGUUUCUCCUGAAAGGUGGCGUGAACUCAUCUCUUCCUUUCGGGAGCGCGGUGAUUUUCCUUCCAUGGCUCUUGAGCCCAUCACCUUGUCUGUGUGGCAAGCCGCCGUCAGGGCUAAAAGCACGCGCAGCACGACUGGCCUUGAUGGAGUCUCCAGGCAAGAUCUCUUGUUGAUGCCGCCUGAACUUACUAUUGAGCUUAUUCGGUUGUGCGAACAUGCGGAACAACAUGGGGUUUGGCCUCGCCAAAUGCUCCAGGGGGUUGUCACUGCUCUGGAAAAGGUUCCGUCGGCUUCAUUGGUCACGCAAUUCAGACCCAUUUCCGUCUUAUCCAUGGUGUACCGUGUUUGGGGGAGUAUCCGAGCCCGUCAGUGUUUGCGACACCUGUCCCAGUUUGUCCCGCCGGGCCUUCUCGGGAAUGUCCCGGGACGUUCGGCUUCAAACGCGUGGUAUUCCAUCCAGCUUGCGGUUGAGCGGUCCUUUCGUGAAGGCCUCCCCCUUUCAGGAUUCAGCGCGGACCUCGUCAAGGCAUUCAACUUGCUGCCUCGGGCGCCUACGUUUGCAUUCGCCAUGCUGUGUGGCAUCCCACGUGGUUUGGUUCGUGCUUGGUCCGCUGCAUUGGUUGGCCUUCAGCGCCGCUUCAGGAUUCGAGGGUCUAUUGGGCCAGGGGUUAUGAGCUCGACCGGUUUCCCGGAAGGAGACGCGUUAAGCUGCGUGGCUAUGACCCUGGUCAAUUUUGCUUAUCAUGAGCAUAUGGCUGCAUCCGUUCCGGAUUGUGUCGCUUUGACGUUCGUUGACAAUUGGGAAACUACCUCUUCGUGUCCCAUGAGUAUUCUGCGAGCUGCCGCGGCUCAAGAGGAUUUCGCCCGUGCAUGGGACCUUGAGGUGGACUCGGGCAAAACGGUUUUCUGGUCCACUGAGGCCGCUGAUCGGAAAGUGUUGCGUUCGAAUCGGUGUAGUGUCGCUUUGGAUUUCCGCGAUCUUGGUGGCCAUUUGCAGGUAUCAAGACGCCAUACCAACUACACACAGACCGCGCGUUGCAAGGACCUUGUUCCGAAGUGGCUUCGCUUGAAAUGCUCGCUUGCGCCGUAUGUCCAGAAAGUUCGGGCUCUUCAGGUUGCUGCGUGGCCUAUGGCUCUGCACGCUGUCAGCAUCGUUACUUUGUCAGCUGCUUCCUUUCGUUCCUUGCGGAAUGGUGCCAUGAUUGGUUUGGGAGCCAAGGCUCCGGGUGCAAGUUCUCGUCUUCACUUGAGCUUGGUUGAGUUUCCGCUGGCUGAUCCCGAGUAUUAUGCGUUGCGGAGCUCGUUUCGGGACGCAAUUGCUCACGGCUCUUUUGAAGAUCUUGCACCUUUGUUGGAUUUGGCCUCUACAAACUCGGUGCGUCAGCCAGGGCCGGCGGGAGUUUUGUUGUCACGGGCCAAUGCUAUUGGCAUGGCGUGGUCUCCUGAGUUGCGCUGUUUCCAAGACUCUCUUGGCAAUCUUGAUCCGUGGAAGCUUUGUUGUCAAGAAGUUGAAGCACGUUUGGUCCUUCAGUGGCAAGCUGCCGUUCAGCAGAGUGUGUCGCAUCGAAAAGGCUUUGCGGGCCUCGCAGGUUGCGAUGCUCACCUGACGCGUUUGAUUUUCGGUCGGUUGGACUCUGAACACCAGGCACUGGCACGAAAGUCCCUGAAUGGAUCUUUCUUUACGCAAGACGCUUUGUGCCACUUCUCCGAGGGGGAGUCGGACGCUUGUGCAUUUUGCGGCCAUCCUGACAGUGUGCUCCACAGAGUUUUCGAAUGCCCACAUUUCCAAGACGCUCGUGCUCUUCCUUUGCCUUGCCCGCUCUCGGUGCUUGAAGCGCAGUGUGAUGCCACCCGUUUGCAUUGUUGGGCACCUUGCGUAAAGGAUGUUAGCUUGCUCAGGCACGCACUUUGCCAGCUCCCUGACACUACGUCGCACUUUGAGCCUCUGCCUUCUAUGCCCAUCUACGAUCUGUUCACAGAUGGUUCCUGCCUUUGCUCGUGCCUUCCCUCCCUUCGCUUGGCCUCUUGGGGUGUUGUGGUUGCUAUGGGUUCCCUCGACUCGCCGGGCUUGCCCUUGUGUUCCGGGCUUGUACCGGGCUUGCUCCAAACCGCUUUUCGGGCGGAGUUGACUGCCAUGUUAGCUGCCUUCACUUUCGCUUCCACGGUUGGAGUGCCUGUUCGUGUCUGGUCUGACUGCUCGAGUGUGGUGCGAAGGGCGCGAAGCUUGCUCGCUGGCGAGUGGGUUCCCGCGUCCACGGGAAAGCAUGCUGACCUCUGGAGACGGAUGUCGCAACUCUUGCCGUUGCUGGGUGAUCGGAUUUCCGUGUUGAAGGUCUCUGCACAUUUGGAUUCGGACUUGCAGGGUACUUUUGUAGAUGAGUGGGCCGUCGUCCAUAACAAUGAGGCUGAUUACCUGGCUGGUUGCGCUAAUCAGGAGCGCGGUGAAGAGUUUUGGAACCUCUGGAAUCGGUGUGCGGAUGGGUAUGCUGAGGCAUCACGCAUUACUGAAGGGAUUCUGCUGCUUCAUGCCAGGAUUGGCAUGGUCGCUACGCGGUCCGAGGGCCGGCCCGGUGUCCGUCCAAUAUUGGUGGUGGCUGCGGUAGGUGAGGGUGAGGCUUCCUUCAUUCCAGCGUGUGAUGUGGACCCGCGAGGCCGUAUUACACAUCGGUUUGGAGAUACUGCGGUCCGAACUGCAGCCGAAUGGUUUCGGGGCCUGCAGUCCCGUGAUGGUGGAGGGUCACUACAGUGGAUAUCAGUGCUGCAGUUGUUGCUGGAUUAUUGCUUUCACACAGGAAGUCCACCUCCGGUGUACCAUGCUAGCACACGCACGUGGAUCGAUCCGGCUACUGUUAGUCACGGCAGACUGGUGAGAGCUGAAUUGACCGCACGAACCCGUUGGUUUGGUCAAUUCUUGAGAGGAUUACUCCGGGAAUCUGGGGGCCGAUGGGUUACGAGAGAGUGUCGGCCGGAGUCAACAGCGCUCCAAAUUCGUUUGUUGUGUAUAGGAGUUGCUAUGCCAGCUGAUCGCCAUGAGCGAAUCGAGGCAUGUUUGUCCAGGGUUCUCCCAAACGGGACAGCUACAGGCGUUUCAAGAUCCUGGACUACGUUACCCCUUCCAUGA